UUGAAGAAUCCUGAUUAUGAUAGAGUUGAUUGGUUGAAUAAAUUCAUUUUUGAUAUGUGGCCUUGCUUAAAUAAGGCAAUAUGCAAUAGAAUAAGAAGCUCAACGAGGACAACAUUUGACCAAUACAUUGGAAAGUACUUCAUUGAGUCCCUUGAAUUUGACAAUCUUACUCUUGGAAGUUUUCCACCAACAAUUCAUGGUGUUAAAGUUGUAGAAACUCAAGAGAAUGAACUACUUAUUGAGCCUAGACUUCGAUGGGCUGGUAAUUGCAAUGUCAACGUGGCUCUAAAACUGUUUUCCCUUAAAUUCAAUGCACAGUUGUUGGAUUUACAAAUAUUCUUGGCACCUCGUAUUACUCUAAAGCCACUUGUUCCAAGUUUCCCAUGUUUUUCAAGCAUAAGUGUUUCUUUGGUGGAAAAGCCUUAUCUUGACUUUGGACUCAAACUACUUGGGGCAGACAUCAUGGCCAUUCCUGUAUUAUAUCGCUUUGUUCAGGACAAAAUUGCUUCCGAAAUUUCAAAACUCUACCAUUGGCCUAAAGAUUUGGAGAUAAAAAUUCUGGAUAAUGCUAGCGGUGCCACGAAGAAACCUGUUGGAAUACUACAUGUGAAGGUCGUGCGUGCGCUAAACCUCUUGAAAAUGGAUAUCCUCGGUAAAUCUGAUCCUUACGUGAAACUAAGUUUGAGUGGUGAAAGACUGCCAUCCAAGAAAACUUCGGUGAAGAUGAGCAAUCUUAACCCUGAAUGGAAUGAAACUUUCAAGCUUAUUGUGAAGGAUCCUCGAACCCAAGUUCUUCAGCUACAUUUGUUUGACUGGGAAAAGGUUUAG
Phalaenopsis equestris is the source of this 828-nucleotide messenger RNA. RefSeq names its product synaptotagmin-3-like. The transcript has 8 exons. NCBI's taxonomy places the organism in Eukaryota, Viridiplantae, Streptophyta, Magnoliopsida, Asparagales, Orchidaceae. Gene Ontology annotation, molecular function: lipid binding. Gene Ontology annotation, cellular component: endoplasmic reticulum. The record is from RefSeq and is a predicted model, not a curated record. The coding region runs from base 55 to 828 and encodes 257 amino acids.